Molecule: messenger RNA, 696 nt
Organism: Nicotiana attenuata
Lineage: Eukaryota; Viridiplantae; Streptophyta; Magnoliopsida; Solanales; Solanaceae
Product: phosphoglycerate kinase, cytosolic-like
Exons: 3
Coding region: 1-696 (231 amino acids)
Biological process (GO): glycolytic process; gluconeogenesis
Cellular component (GO): cytosol
Molecular function (GO): ATP binding; phosphoglycerate kinase activity; ADP binding
Source: RefSeq, a predicted model, not a curated record
AUGGAUUUAUUAUUUGGUCGACGUUGGGAUAUCUCCAGGCGACAUAUGUGGGAGGAAAAACUUGGUCGUUAUGGGCCACUGGUGAAGAAGAGUGUGUCUUCUCUGAAAAAAGAAGAUCUGAUGGGUAAGAAAGUAUUAGUGAAAGUUGAUCUGGACGUUGCGUUGAAUGACGACUUGAGCAUUCGUGAUGAGACCAGAAUCCGAGACGCUCUUCCUACUAUUAAGUAUAUUAUUAGUUGUGGCGCUCGUGUUAUUCUCCUCUCCCAUCGUGGUUAUCCAAUUGACAAAGGAGAAUGGAGGGGUUCUGCUGCUGGAAAAUGUAAAGAUUCAACAGAGGAGAGAUGGCGUGUGAGAAAGAUCAGUUUGCAGAUCGAGCAGCUGGCGUCUCUUGCAAAUUAUUAUGUCAAUGAUUGCUUUUGGACUUCAAACGAACCACACGCUUCCAGCAACGGGGUUACUCGAUACAUCCCAGGAGUUGCUGGACUCCUUAUGAAAAAGGAACUUAAGUAUCUAUUUGAAGAUCUAGCGAGCGUAAACAAGCCAUUUCAUGCCAUUGUUGGUGGUUCAAGGCUUUCAACUAGGAUUGGCGUGAUAGACAACCUUUUUGACAAGGGGGAUUGGAGGUCUCAUCUUUACUUUCUUAGCGGCCGCUGGCUACUCUGUUGGAUACUCACUUGUGGAGGAGAACAUGCUUAG